Messenger RNA from Corticium candelabrum, 4475 nucleotides. RefSeq names its product macrophage mannose receptor 1-like. Gene Ontology annotation, molecular function: signaling receptor activity. The record is from RefSeq and is a predicted model, not a curated record. The transcript has 21 exons. The coding region runs from base 109 to 4275 and encodes 1388 amino acids. Lineage: Eukaryota; Metazoa; Porifera; Homoscleromorpha; Homosclerophorida; Plakinidae.
CUGAGUCGUGCACAUCUCCAUGUGUUACUAGCACGUGAGCGACUGUAUUCAUUGCCAGCCGCCGCCUCCAUCUCCAGAGCGUGGUUUGAGACAGCAGGCUCGAAGACAAUGUUUUGGCGGAGCAUAUUGCCAGUACUGUGUCUUGUUUGUUCUUCUCUGCGAUGCACCAAUGCAAACCCAUAUUGUCCUGCUCAAUGGACGCCGUACAUGAACUCGUGCUACCAGCUACGCGGGCAAACGAGCUUCACUGCAAAAAUCUGGGUCGCUGCGCGUUCUGAUUGCCGCAGAAACACGCCGAUGGCCACGGGCUACUUGGCAAGCAUACACUCGCAACAAGAACAGAACUUCGUGCAAACGAUGAUACAGGGGACCGUCAACAUUUCUAACGUGCAGUCCGUCUUUCUUGGUUUGUCGUCGCGCAGGUCGAGCGGUGGCUACGGAUGGAGCGACGGCACGGCCGUGUCGUACACACACUGGAAGUCCGGUUUCGUCACCGAGCAGGGCAAGCAGUGCAUCGCAAUUGGAACGAGCAACGGAUACUGGAACGACAGAAACUGCGACGACAGGGCGGCUUAUGUAUGCAAAAUGAGGAUGAUUAACUCGACCGUCUCACCAACUCGGGCUCCUCCUACGAAAGCGAGUGUCUAUUGCCCGUCCGGCUGGGAUCAGUAUGCCGACCGUUGCUAUUGGUACAGCAAUUCUAAUCGUGCGACCUACGACACGGCCAUCUCGUACUGUCAGGCGAGAGGUGGAGAUCUCGUCAGUAUCAACAGCGUGUACGAACAAGCGUACGUGUUGGCGAAAUUGCGUGGAAAAGGCAACGUUUGGCUCGGACUGAAUGAUAUCAGCAGAGAAGGCGAAUACGUAUGGACAGAUGGCAGUGACGUCUCAUUUACCGAUUGGGGAUUUGGCGAGCCGAACAGUCACGCAGACCACGAAGACUGUGUCGAGUUGACGGCGAGUACGGGGCUUUGGAAUGAUCGCGUGUGUUCGGGAACACUCUCUUACAUGUGUGAGAAGGCCGCAACUCAAAUAUACCCUCCUGCAUCUACAGCAACAAAUUGUCCAACUGGCUGGCUUUCAUACAACGGUCACUGCUAUUUCUUUAAUGCUCAUGCCAAUUUGAACAACACGAUGGCCCAGUCGUACUGUGUGUCUCAAAAUUCUCAUCUUGCUCAUAUCAAUGAUAUCUAUGAGAACGCUUGGAUCGCUAGUCAGUAUCCGUUGGUUGGAGGCAUGCCUAUUAGAAACAAUCGCUCUACUCACUUUUGGAUCGGACUCAAUGAUCUAAAAACUGAAGGACUUUACACGUGGACGGACGGUUAUCCUGUCGAGAUCACGUCGUGGAGGAAAGGAGAACCGAAUGAUUAUAAUCACGGAGAAGACUGCGUUGAGUUCUUUUUGCUUCCGUCGUCUCGUCUGAUCAACGGUGUGUGGAAUGAUCUGUUUUGCAACCAGAAGUUGGGAGUCUUGUGUGAACGACGACAGACAAACGCUCGUCCAACUACGGCUCCUCAACCUACAACAGCAGCGCCCGGUAAUUGUCCUAAUGGACUCCUUCUUUUCAACAACUAUUGCUACAUGUUCAAGUCUCUUCUUCGACUCAGUUGGACUCAAGCCGUUCAGCGAUGUCGACAGUACGGGGCUGAUCUCAUUAGCAUACACAGCACGGCCGAACAGAACUUUGUUAUGAAGCAUGCCAUAAGUUCUGGCUUCUCGCGAUCUCUAUGGAUUGGUCUCGGUGAUCGCAAUGUCGAAGGAGGUUACGUGUGGUCGGAUGGCAGUCCAGUGCAAUACACAAACUGGAACAAUAAUGAACCAAACAACUACUACGGACAAGAAGACUGCGUUGAAGCUUAUUUGUCUAGAAACAACAAAAAUUGGAAUGACCAGACUUGCGAGCAACUUCGAUAUUUUGGCUGUAAGAUCAAGUUAGGAAAGACGUUGAUUAUGCCAACAGCUACGGCUCCAUCGUAUAUCGGUUAUCCGUGUUCAGCGUCGUCUAACACAUAUUCUCACGGUCCUUAUUGCUAUACAAUAGUUAAAGAUCCAAAAAUUUGGAGCGCUGCUUCGCAAGACUGUAAAGCGAAUUACAACGGUCAUCUCGUCAGCAUUACAAGUUUGGAUGAAGAAGAAUUUUUAGCCAAUACGGUCAAGACCAUCAAUGACACAUCUCUCACAACUCACGCAUGGAUUGGGUUAAACGAUCAGGGCAAGGAAGGAACGUUUGAGUGGUCAGACGGUUCUCCGAUAAACUUCAUCUAUUGGUAUCAAGGUGAACCAAACAACGUUCAGAGUGAAGACUGCGUAGAGCUUGUGAAAGGAUUGUACUGGAACGACAUUGCUUGCUCAGAAACUUACUCAUACAUUUGCAAAUCUGUUAGAAGUGGUGUUACCGUUUCCCCUCCCAACUACAACAACGUGACCAUUUGGGGGUAUUGUCCUGACGGUUGGCAAACGUUCGGAUCAUAUUGCUAUCAGCUCAACAAAGCAGCCAUGACGUGGCCUGACGCUGAGAAAACUUGUGUAACCUCGGGUGGUCACUUAACCAGCAUUCUCACGACAGCCGAGAGCACCUUCAUCCAGCGCCACGUUAUGAAUAGUGUCCAAAACGCCUGGAUUGGUUUGAAUGAUCGUGAAAACGAGCACACGUUUGUGUGGACGGAUGGUUCACCGGUUAUGAUAGUUUCUUGGUGGAGAAAUCAACCUAAUGAUUAUGAUGGCCAACAGAACUGUGUUUAUAUGAACAGAGCACAAGGUCGUUGGAAUGACAUCACAUGCGGUCGUAAAUAUUCUUUUGUUUGUAAAAUGCCAAAAAUUCACUAUCCGAGCACAGCUCCUCCAUCCGUUCCUCCAGCGUAUACGGCAACUUGUGUGUCAACGUACGAUCAGUGUGUGCGGGCGAACAAGGGAUGUCAACGAGUGACUUGUCCAAGCUAUUGCCAAACUGGUGAUGUGUACGGAUGGCAGAUUUAUAGUAGUGAUUCCAGUAUUUGUCGUGCCGCAACUCAGGCAGGAUUGCUCAUGAAGAAUUCUAGUAGUACGGUGAUUGACGUGUUACCCUUAGAAGGUCGUGAUUUCUACAGUUCUGCAAUUGAAAAUGGCGUCUUCUCAAUGUCACACGGCCUGUCAGACAUGUCCUUCUCUUUCAAGUUGCAAUCUGGCGGUAUGUGUGAUCCAGGCUGGAUCUCUAAUGGUCAUGCUUGCUAUCUGUUUGUUGCAAGUUCAAACACUGCGUCUCGGUCUUGGUCUCAAGCUCAAAAAACGUGUCGUUCUCUUGGUGCUUAUGUCACUGUCGUUGAUAGCGCGCAGGAGCAGGCAUUCGUUCAGUCUCAGCUGCCACCCGCAGCUGGUCAAGUGUGGAUUGGACUCAUCGACAAGUAUCGGAGAGGCAGUUUUGUUUGGACGGAUGGUACACCCUUGCAGUUUAACGUGUGGGGGGACGGUCAACCUGUUUACUCCUCUCAAAGCAAGCAAAAUUGUGUUCUCAUGAAUCCUAAUGGUGGACAAAAAGCAGGCACGUGGAUUACUGCAGAUUGUUCCAGUGUGGCAGGAUACAUAUGCGAGAAAUUCGUUGAAACUGGCGUGCCUACUACUAUUACAAUAAUUCAAGGAGGUUGUCCGGACGGUUGGGUGUUACUGGAUGACACUUGUUACUGGGCUACUCGUCCCGACUGUGUCGGUGAUUGCUUUCUGCCGUGGUCCAAUGCUCGUGCAGCAUGCAUGGCAAUGGUUCCCGGUGCCGACCUAACGAGUGUUAACACUUACAAUGAGCUGAUACAAGCACAAUACGUACUGCCGAGACUUGGCUGGGGAGACGUGUGGAUUGGACUGAAUGACAUUAAAACGGAAGGUGCAUACGUUUGGUCGGACGGCAGUCCGGUCGGAGAGAGAGGAUUGGAUUGGGCGCCGGGUGAGCCCAACGACAAGAACAAAACUCAGAACUGUGUCGCUAUGCUGUCGGAUGGCACAAUAACCGAUCAGGAUUGCUCGAUACCAUAUCCUUUCGCUUGUGAAAUACCGCUAUCUGCUUCUCCUCAUCAUCAAAAGAGCAGUGGAGGUCUGUCAUCGGGCGGUAUAGCUGGACUCGUGAUCGGCAUGCUUGCGACUGUAAUUAUUGUCGUUAUUGUCACUAUUAUUAUGCGUAAACGUCGAGGCGCAACUUCUGUCGGACGUUACACUACAAUGGAGCAUGAUGGCGAUGAUCACGAUGAGGGACUGUUGGGUCGUAGCGAUGCUACAGAUGACGACGACGAGGAGUUGGUGAAGGCCUAACGUUUCUAAAUGCCGAAACAUACACGAAUCAAUACACUGAGGGUAGCUGUUCGUCAUAUUUUGGAACAUGUUUGCUUUUUAUUCGCUGGUGUGCAGUUGUUGGUCUCUAGACGGUAGAUGUACAUUGAUGUCAAAUAUUUGCUUAUAACAAUUAAGGCGGGCGGUACUCUACUAGAUCCAUUAUGUGUAAAGCGAUUGAA